This is a messenger RNA of Schistosoma rodhaini, 2044 nucleotides long. The record is from the annotation of a GenBank genome assembly. Lineage: Eukaryota; Metazoa; Platyhelminthes; Trematoda; Strigeidida; Schistosomatidae.
CACCCUCUAACACCAAUCACAUGUACCCGUUUUUUUCUAUAUCAAUGGUUUCACGUUUAUAUAUAUAGACUUACAUAAAAUUUCUGCUGAAACACUUUUCUAUAAAGUUUACGUGUGAUAUUUCGUUUGCUCAGAGAGCAAAAUAAUGGUUGCUCAGGAAUUCAUUGACUUGUUCAAUUCAAUAUCGUUGGCACAACGUUCUACUGUUGAAGAUUUUGCUGAUCGAUUAAAUUUAUUCACUGUGAUUUUACUGCUUGUCACUUGUAUUAUUGUUUCAACAAAACAAUAUUUAUUAAAUUCAAUUUCAUGCUAUAUACCAGUGAAACCAGCUGGAGAAAAUUUCAAUGAUUAUCUUGCAAAUUAUUGUUGGGUACAUGGAACAAUUCCAUUGGCUGAUGAUGAAAGAAUGCCAACUACAGAAGCUCAAUGGGAAGAAUAUGAUUCAACACGAAGAAUUACUUAUUAUCAAUGGGUACCGUUUGUACUUGGCCUACAGUGCAUAUUAUUUUAUAUUCCACAUAUUGCUUGGCAAGCUGCUUGCGCUUGUCGUUCUGGUGGUGAUAUGUUUUCAUUAGUAAAAUCAGCGGCAGAUGCUGCUAUACUAUCUCGAGAAGAUCGUCAGAAAGCAGUAGCUCGUGUAGCAGAAUUCAUCGAGGACAUGAUUGGAAUGCACAAAGAAUGUAGGACAGGUAGACGUGCUAAACUAACUAAAACAGCUGCUCAAUUUAGUGGGAUAUUUGUAGCUAGUAAAAGACUCGGUACAAAUUUGAUAUUUUCUUAUUUCUGCGUAAAAAUUAUUACAAUUAUUAAUGCUGCAUUACAAAUAUUUUUAAUUCAACGUUUUUUGGGCUUCUAUUCAAAUGGUAGUGCAAGUCGACGUAGUUUACAAUUAGGCAAAGUGACUGAUUUUAAAGCAUUAAGUGAUUUAUCCUAUUCAGACAAUGAAAAUGUUGAGGGUUAUGGAUUUGGUUUAACUGUUGUUAAUCAUAUACGUGCUGGACGUGAUUGGCCUGAAACUAUGCUAUUUCCACGUGUAGCAUAUUGUCGUGUACCGGGUAUACGAUUAGUUGGUGUAAAGAAUUCAUACACUGCCCAAUGUGCACUACCUAUAAAUAUGUUAAAUGAAAAAAUUUAUAUAUUUUUCUGGUUUUGGAUUGUUUUCUUACUUAUCACAUGUAUUCUUAGUUUAUUAUUAUGGCUUGUACGUAUGAUUUUAGCAUCAAAACGUAAAGAUUUCAUUAAACGUUAUCUUCGAUUAAAAGGUGUUCAUUCAUUGAAAGGUGAUGAAUUAAAAAGAAGUGAUUUAGAUGAAUUUAUUGAUAAAUAUUUACGUGCUGAUGGUGUAUUCAUCAUUCGUAUGUUGACUAUCAAUUCAGGUGAUGUUAUUACAGGAGAAAUUGUCACUGAACUAUAUCAAAACUUUAUUGAUCAUUAUAAUAAAGAACAUUCCAUAGAUAAAGAACAAGAUCCAAUGAAAUCAGAAAAAAUUGGAUUUAAGAAUCUUGUUUAAUUUUGUUUAAAUAUGUUAAAAAGUUUUUCAAUCUAUAUGAAUAUGAUGUAUCAGGUUAGUAAUGAUCAUUUGAAACAACAUUGAAUUAAAAGAAAUUCAAAUUAUUUGUGAUUAACAACGAUGACAACAACAAUACGAACAACAACAACACCAAGAACGUCUACAUUUUGAUUGACUUUUCACUUACCUCUUUUUUCUUUCUUCUUACUAUGAAUAAAAUAUAGAUUAUUUUUAUGAAAAAUAAAAAAGAGUCAAGUCUGUUUUAAUGUUAGCACUAGAUGUUUUAUUAAAAUGUUAGGUAUUAUUGUCAUUAUUAUUACUAUGAAUACGAUUAUUAUUAUUAUUACUAUUAUUACUAACUCUUUGAAAUUGUCUGCUAAUCAGCUAUGAAAGCUUUAUUAGUAAUUUUUCUGAUAUUUUUUAUUUUUCUAUACAACGAAUUAUUAAAAUUAGCACCUUAUAUAUUUACAUACAUAUAUGGCUUUUUUAAAAUGUUAAAUACUUUGAUAUAAUACAUCAGACUAAUACAAUAAA